AAUGAGUGGAAAAUUUUAUUCUAAACAUAAAAAAUUAAAAAAAACUGGUACAAAUAAAAAGAGAGGGGUGUGUGGUGGCGCGAAGAUGCCGGGAGAAGACAGAGCUGGGGAAGAAGCUCGAAGCCGGGAAGGAUGGUCUCUUGUUUCAAAGGCCGUAGCGCCUCCGGUUCUCCGCCACUAUCCACGCCUCCGGAUUUUUGGGGUUUCUGCCCUCAAUGUGCUGUACCAGAGCUUGGAUUCUUCAUCCAGAGAGAACCUAGAUGCGUGGACGUCAAACGGUGGUGAUCCUUGUGGGGAUUCUUGGAAGGGUAUCUCGUGUUCAGGCUCAGACUUAUCUGAUAAUGCUUUUGUAUUGAAAAUUGCUUACAGUGAUUUAUCUGAGAUGGAUCUAUCUGGAUCACUGGGCUAUGCGCUUGAUAAGUUGGACAAAGUCACCUACUUAGACCUUUCAAGCAAUAAAUUUACAGGAAGUGUGCCUUAUUCAAUUUCUCAGAUGUCUGACCUCACUUACUUGGAUCUUUCCUUCAAUUCAUUGUCUGGUGCUUUGCCGCAGAGCUUCAAGUCCCUCUCAAGCCUCAACGUAUUGUUGUUACAGAACAACAAAUUUACCGGAUCAAUAAAUGUUCUUGCUGAACUCCCUCUUCAAGAUCUGAAUGUAGGAAACAACCAAUUUACAGGAUGGGUUCCGGAAGAGUUAAAAAGCAUUAAUAAUAUUGAGACCGGAGGAAAUUCUUGGUCUUCUGGACCAGCUCCUCCACCUCCUGGGCAGAAACUAGACAAGGAAUCAAAGGAGAAGGAGAGAUCUGGCUUGAGUGGAAUGGCAGUUGCCGGGAUAAUUAUGGGUGUUUUGCUGUUUAUUAGCAUUAUAAUUGCUCUAUUUUCUAAAAGAUCUUCACCAACUUCCAUACAUUAUUUUGAAGAUGAUAAGCUUAGCCAACACGGGCCAAUUUCUCCACUUUCAUCUCAGGAAUCAUCCAUUAACAUGUUCCCUGAUAUGCACAAGGGAUUCAGAGAAAUUAGAUCUUCAAAUGCUUCAUCCACGAUCUCAGUAAAAACUUCACAAACGUCUGCUUCAAUGGGCCGUAAGCCUUCAGAUCACCUCAAGUCUUUCAACGGAAAGGAGUUACCUGACCUUUUGAAUGUUGAAAUAGGUGGUUCAGUUCAGGCCACAUAUUAUUCUUUGGCCGAUUUGCAAAGUGUCACCGGAAAUUUUGCAAAUGGCCGUCUUCUUGGGGAGGGAUCAAUUGGUAGAGUAUACAGGGCAAAGUUUCGAGACGGGAGGGUUCUGGCAGUAAAGAAGAUAGACUCAUCUCAUUUUAGAGGUGGUAGGGGUGCAGAUUUCUCAGAAAUAGUUGCAAACAUCUCCAAGCUUCACCACCCAAAUAUUGCUGAAAUUGUUGGUUACUGCUCAGAACAGGGACAAAACAUGUUGCUCUAUGACUAUUUUAGGAAUGGUUCGCUUCACGAAUUCCUACACUUGUCGGAUGACUUCAGCAAACCACUUACCUGGAACACAAGAGUCAGAAUUGCUUUAGGCACAGCUCGUGCUGUCGAGUUUCUGCAUGAGGUUUGCUCACCUCCCUGCAUUCACAAGGGCAUAAAGUCGUCAAAUAUUUUGCUUGACACUGAACUAAAUCCUCAUCUCUCUGAAUGUGGCAUGGAAAGCCUUUAUGAGAGUACAAGCCAAAACUUGGGAACCGGAUAUAAGCCUCCUGAAUGCUCAAAACCUUCAGAUUACACGAUGAAGAGUGAUGUGUAUAGUUUCGGGGUCGUCAUGUUAGAGUUGUUAACCGGACGAAAGCCACAUGACAGUUCAAAGCCAAGAACAGAACAGGCUCUGGUGAGAUGGGCAUACCCGCAGCUUCAUGACAUUGAUGCCCUGGAAAAAAUGGUGGAUCCGGCACUUAGAGGACUAUACCCUCCCAAGGCAAUCUCUCGGUUUGCAGAUAUUGUUGCUCUCUGUGUUCAGCCUGAACCAGAAUUUCGACCACCAGUAUCUGAAGUGGUGGAAGCACUUCUCCGAUUGGUUCAAAGAUCGAAUGUGGGCCAGCGGGAGGAUCCUAAUGCUUCUUGUAGAACAGAUGGCUCUGAUUUUUGAGGGAUACCCACCGGGUUUUUUCGAGUAGAAAAAUUCAGAUUCNCAGAUUCGAGAAGUUACAGGCCAAAUUAGACAAAAUGGUUUGGAUAUUAUUGAUCCUCGUCUCAAGACGAAGAGAAUGACAUUGGUCCCGCCGGAAUCGGAAAAAGUUCAUUUUCCGGCGACUUUGACCGGCGGGCGGCGGCGGCGGGACGUGGAAGAAAAGAAAAGAAGAAAUGGGGUCAAAUUGAAAAUUUUAAAAUAUAUAAAAUUCGAAUUU
Messenger RNA from Cuscuta campestris, 2357 nucleotides. The record is from the annotation of a GenBank genome assembly. Lineage: Eukaryota; Viridiplantae; Streptophyta; Magnoliopsida; Solanales; Convolvulaceae.